GAUUUCAUAGCAAUUCGAUGUUUCGGGGAGUUUAAUUAUGGAGUGUAAGGUUGUACGAACGGUACUACUUGCUGUUGGGCUCCUUAGCUUGUAUUUCUAUGAUGUGUCUGCUGCUUUUGGUUCCAAGAGGUUUCGGCAUCCUUCGAAAGCACAUAAGGCUGUAGUUAUACAGAGUGAGGGCUGGACGCAGCAAAGAGCGGGGUCUCCCCAAUCGGUGUCGGCGCAAUGUACAGAGACGGAGGUAAUCGUGAACAUCAGUUCUGAUUUGUUUGGUAUUCGGCAUCCUAUUCAGCCGUCCGACUUGACAUUAGGAGGGUGUGGCGUGACCAGCCAAGUGUCCGCGCCUCCUACCUUCGUGAUCGAAGCACCGCUGCAGGGAUGCAACAGUAACGUUACGAUGCUUUCUGAUGAAAUAGUGUACAACUUCACCCUUGAGUACAACCCUUCCUCAAUUCCUGGUAUUCCCAUUAUGCGAACCAACCCAGCUGUAGUGCAGAUUGAAUGCCAUUAUCCCAGGAAUCACAAUGUCAGCAGUAAUGCUUUGAAUCCUACUUGGGUCCCCUAUACCUCUACCAUAUCUGCUGAAGAUAUUCUGGGAUUCUCUCUGGAUAUAAUGAACAGUGACUGGAGUGGUCCAAGUUCCACCAACACAUUCUACCUAGGUGACCUCAUUAACCUUCAGGCAUCGGUAGACAACACUAACCAUGUGCCUCUGCGUAUCUUUGUGGACAACUGCAUAGCUUCUCCUGCUUCAGAUGGUUCUGCCCCAACAUACACAUUCAUUGGCAACCAUGGGUGCUUUAUUGAUGGCCAACUGACCAACUCCAGUUCCCAGUUCAUAACUCCCAGGGUUGCUUCAUCUACCCUUCAAUUUGAACUUGAUGCCUUCAGGUUCUUUGAUGUGCCUACGAGCUCGAUUUUCAUUACCUGUAAUCUGACGGUGACCCUGGCUUCUCAGGGUAUUGACUCCUUGAACAAGGCCUGCUCUUACAUCCCUGGACUGAGCAUGUGGACCUCUGUAGAUGGCAGUGACUUGGUAUGUAGCUGCUGUGAUACCAACUGUGUUGCUAGCCUACCUGGAAGGAAGAAAGCAGAGAAGCGCAAACAAAGACCAAGAAGGAGCGCCCUAACCAUCCCUGCUGAAUGGGAGAAGACCCUCAUUGUGGGCCCCCUGUUUCUGAAAGGGAAACCUAGGCCUGUGCUGUCUGAACAUCUUGCAGCUAAAGAAGCACAACCAUCUGAGCUAUUCACAGGUUCCUUUGUUUUGAUGCUUGGUUCAGUGGUGGGUGUAUUAGCACUUGCUUGUUCUACUUUCCUUGGUUUCUUUUUGUACCGCAAACAUUUCUAAUUAAAUGGGUUGAAAUAUUU
Erpetoichthys calabaricus (reedfish) is the source of this 1368-nucleotide messenger RNA. Its product is annotated as zona pellucida sperm-binding protein 3-like. The transcript has 9 exons. Lineage: Eukaryota; Metazoa; Chordata; Cladistia; Polypteriformes; Polypteridae. Gene Ontology annotation, molecular function: acrosin binding. Bases 38 to 1348 code for a protein of 436 amino acids. The record is from RefSeq and is a predicted model, not a curated record. Gene Ontology annotation, biological process: binding of sperm to zona pellucida; egg coat formation; positive regulation of acrosome reaction. Gene Ontology annotation, cellular component: extracellular matrix.